UUGGAUCGGUCCUCCCAAUUUGUUUUUUAAAGUAGUUUUCCCCUGGCAGGAUAGUUUCACGCUUGCGUAAGAAGACACCGGAAGUGUUGCUGUUCAAUCUCAGCUGGUUGAAACGACAACUGCUGGGAUUGUGUUUUUUUGUAACUAUCAUUUGUGCUACGUUCUGCUAUGGCGGAGGCAGACUUGUACACAAUGUACAAGGGGGUCUUAGUGCCCACUCUCAUUCACCCUCCACAGAGUCUCAGGCGCUACGAAACGUUCGCUUUCCGACCAGAUGAUGUUCUCAUUGUAACGUACCCCAAGUCAGGUACGACGUGGAUGCAGGAGAUUGUUCCCCUCAUCAUGAGUGGAGGAGAUCCUGCUUCAGUGGAGACCCUCCAUAACUGGGACCGUGUUCCCUGGCUGGAAGAGGGUCGUAGUUGCAGUCUCAAUCUUGAUGACAGGCCGUCUCCACGCAUGUUUACAACACAUUUCCUGCACCAUAUGAUGCCACCGUCUUUCUUUGAAGUUAGGCCAAAGGUCAUCUAUGUCAUGAGGAACCCCAAAGAUGUAUUUACUUCAGCCUUCCAUUAUCAUCGGAUGGCCUCCUUCCUGGUUGACCCUGAGCCACAGAGCGACUUUCUUCACAAGUUUCUUCAUGGAAAAGUUAUGUUUGGCUCCUGGUUUGAGCACAUUAAGAGCUGGCUGAAUGACAGGGAGCGAAUAUUUUACAUCUCCUAUGAGGAGAUGAUCAAGGAUCUGGGGGACUCCGUGGCCAGAAUUGCUCUGUUCUUGGAGAAACCUCUGGACAAGGGUGUGAUCAAGAAGAUAGCAGAGCGGUGCGGGUUCGACAACAUGAAGAAGAACAACAUGUCCAACUACUCUGCAGUUCCCCAGGAAAUCAUGGACUGCACAAAGUCUGAAUUUCUCAGGAAAGGAAUAGCUGGAGACUGGAAAAACCAACUCACAGCAGCAGAAGCAGAGUACUUUGAUGCUGUUUACGAAGACAACAUGAAAGAUGUUGAUUACAAAUUUGCAUGGGCUUAAAAGCAAAUAACCUUUUUGUGGGCAAAGUGCCAUAUUUGAUACUACAUACUACGACUGUCGGAGGGGUUCAGCAGACCCACACACAGUAGAACUGUAUGAGAUAGAUAUAUUUCCCCUUAUGUGAUGUAUAUCUAUUUCACCUAGACAAAAUCACAAUAAUAAUGAAAAUAUAUAUGGUAUGUGGCUUUUUAGGGUAGGGUGUGUGCUUUCUUCAAGUAAUAAUAUAUACAAUCAAUUUAUUUUACUCUAACAUCACCUUGGGGUCAAAGUUGUCUGGUGCUACAUGACGAGACAAACUGGUACAAGCUUUAUCAAGGGGGCUGCUGGAGAAAAAAAUCCCAGGCCUGUGGGGAUAACGGGGAGACAAGAAAACAGAAAUAUGACAGCAUCUACUUAAAAUAUGGUUUUGCCACUUUAAAGCAUGCCAAUACAGUACAUCAAACCACUUGUGUGUUUGUUGUGUGUGUGGAGAAGUUCAUUGUUUUGUCAUUUUGGUUGAAAGUAUUAUUCCACAUGCAGUGCACUGCCAAAAAUGUUUAUAGAAAUCUAUAGAAUUUGAUCAGAACAUGACCAACAAAGAUAAGCAGCUGACAUAUUUUUUCCAAUAUGUUAAGUUUGCAGACGUACCCAUACUCACACAACGGCUUUGAAGACGUUGCUAUUCCCAUCCAAGGACUUAUUUGAAUUCACGUAAAAACACAAUGUGCCUUAUUAUUAUAUUAUUAUUAAAAUUGCAUGUGUUGCUGCAGAAUAUAGAUUUUGCAUAAUUAUUGCAUAUCAUUUCUUACACUAUGUCCACUGUAUCACAUUGGAUUUACAGUACAGUGUUUACUUAUUGCCCCUCCUCAGCCAGUUGCACUGAUUAUUACGUCUUACCUUAAACCUAGAACAA
This is a messenger RNA of Dunckerocampus dactyliophorus (ringed pipefish), 1918 nucleotides long. Its product is annotated as sulfotransferase 2B1-like. Gene Ontology annotation, cellular component: cytoplasm. Bases 169 to 1026 code for a protein of 285 amino acids. NCBI's taxonomy places the organism in Eukaryota, Metazoa, Chordata, Actinopteri, Syngnathiformes, Syngnathidae. The transcript is spliced from 6 exons. The record is from RefSeq and is a predicted model, not a curated record. Gene Ontology annotation, biological process: sulfation. Gene Ontology annotation, molecular function: sulfotransferase activity.